AUGGGAAAAUCGGCGAGAGUCAUCUAUUGGUUCAGAACGGACCUCCGUCUUCAUGACUCCCCAGCUCUCAAAGCUGCCCUGGACCUCAACCCAGAGUGCCUCUGGCCAAUAUUCACGUGGGACCCUCACUAUGUCUACCGCGCGAAAGGCGGAACCAACAGGUGGCAGUUCCUCCUGGACUGCCAGAAUGACCUCUCCGCAUCCAUCACCAAGCUGAACAAGAAGUCGAAGCUCUUCGUCCUGCGUGAAGGGCCCCAGACGCUGCUCCCCAAGCUCUUCAAGGCAUGGAACGUGACACACCUCGUCUUCGAGAAAGACACCGACGCCUACGCCCGCGACCGUGACGACGCAGUCACGAAGGCGGCCAAAGAGGCAGGCGUCGAGGUCAUCACCAAGUCGGGCCGGACGCUGUGGGACAGCGACGAGGUUGUCAAGGCCAAUGGCGGGAAGCCUACCAUGUCUAUAUCGCAGUUGCAGACUGCAGGCGGCAAGUGUGGCAAGAUAGCGCAGCCCAUCCCGGCGCCAAAGUCCCUCCCAGACCCAGGCGACAUGCCGGUCGAGGACCUGGCCAACGAGCACGAGGAGCCGCCCGCGAACCCGGACUUCAACGCGGCGUGGCGCACGCUCAAGGACAGCGGCUACACCAAGCUCGCGGGCCCGAAGGGCGACUUCGCGAUCGAGACCAUGGCCGAGCUGGGCUUUUCCGAGGCGACGACUCCUCACCGUGGCGGCGAGACGCUCGCGCUGAAGAAGCUGGAUGAGGUCAUGGCCGGCGUCGAGUAUGCGGCCACGUUUCGCAAACCGCAAACCAGCCCCGCAGCCUUCGAGCCGCAGUCGACCACCUUAAUGAGCCCUUUCCUGCAUUUUGGUGCGCUGAGCUGCCGGCUAUUCUACCACCGUGCACAGGAGGCUGUCAAUAAAUUCAAGGGGGCGUCGUCAUCACCUCCCGAGAGCCUGACGGGGCAGUUGCUUUUCCGGGACAUGUACUUCGCAGCACAAGCUGCUCUAGGCCACUCAAUGGUCCAGACAGCCUACAACUCCGUGGUGAGGUUCGUACCGUGGCACCUCCCCUCAGUGCUUGAAGCCAGCAGCAGCGCGACGGACAAGACUACAAAGGAGGUAACGGUGCCGGGGCAGUACAAGGUGGACAGCGCGCAGGCGGAGGAGUGGUUCCAGCGGUGGAAGACCGGGACGACGGGGUUCCCGUGGAUCGACGCGCUGAUGCGGCAGCUCCGGUACGACGGCUGGAUCCACCACCUGGGCCGGCACUCGGUGGCGUGCUUCCUGACGCGCGGCGGGUGCUACGUGCACUGGGAGCGCGGCGCCGAGGUCUUCCAGGAGCUGCUGUUGGACCACGAGCCCGCGUGCAACUCCGGCAACUGGCAGUGGCUCAGCUGCACCGCCUUCUUCGCCCAGUACUACCGCUGCUACUCGCCCAUCAGCUUCCCGCAGAAGUGGGACAAGGAAGGGGCCUUUGUGAAGCGAUGGGUGCCUGAGCUCGAGGGGCUGGCCUCCAAGUACAUAUACGAGCCGUGGAAGGCCCCGAUUGCCGACUUGAAGAAGGCUGGGGUCAAGCUGGUUGAGUUUCCCGGCGUCGGUGAGGAGAUGGAGAAGGGGACGUAUCCGAAGCCAAUGUUUGACUUUGCUGAGAGGAGGACCAUUUGCAUUGCGAGUCUGAAGAAGGCCUACAGUGUUGGUCUGCACGGAAAUGACAAAAAGGUGCUGGACGGGAGCUGGAGGGAGUUGUUCGAGGGUGGCGGCGACAAUGAGGAAAUGAUGGGCUCGACCGACCAGAGCGACGAUGGUAAGGACGCAGAUGAUGCUGAUGCUGGCAAGAAGAGCAGCCAAAAGGCCAAUGGCAAACGUGCCAAAUCAGGGCCCAUGGACAGACAUGUCAAGAAGCAGAAGACGUAG
This is a messenger RNA of Diaporthe amygdali, 1914 nucleotides long. RefSeq lists its product as uncharacterized. Gene Ontology annotation, cellular component: cytoplasm; nucleus. The record is from RefSeq and is a predicted model, not a curated record. NCBI's taxonomy places the organism in Eukaryota, Fungi, Ascomycota, Sordariomycetes, Diaporthales, Diaporthaceae. The transcript has 3 exons. Gene Ontology annotation, molecular function: FAD binding; DNA binding. Gene Ontology annotation, biological process: entrainment of circadian clock by photoperiod; circadian regulation of gene expression. Bases 1 to 1914 code for a protein of 637 amino acids.